Messenger RNA from Triticum turgidum subsp. durum (durum wheat), 855 nucleotides. NCBI's taxonomy places the organism in Eukaryota, Viridiplantae, Streptophyta, Magnoliopsida, Poales, Poaceae. The record is from the annotation of a GenBank genome assembly.
AUGGCGUCAGGAAUGCAACACAAAAAUGCGAUAAGCACAGCCACAGAGGGCUUGAUCCAAGCUCAACUUGAGCUCUACCACCACUCCUUGGGGUACGUGAAGUCUGUGGUGCUCAGGGCUGCCACGGAACUAGGCAUCCCGGAUACCAUCCAUCGCCACGGCGGUCUGGCGACAUUGUCUGACAUUGCCACCCAAACCGGGAUCCACCCGAGCAAGUACUCCCACCUCCGUCGGCUCAUGCACGCGCUCACCGUCACUGGCAUCUGCUCUGUCGAAGGCUACGACGAUGAUGCCAGGUACAAGCUCACUCUUGUCUCCAGCAUCCUUGUCGAAGGCGGCGAGAGCAUGUGCAACCUGUCUCCCAUGGUGCCUCUGCUUGUCGAACUGCUGAAGCUGACCAUGCUCUUCGAUAUAAAAGAGUGGUUCACCGACGAGCGGGCGUCAGCCAUGACACUAUUUGAGGUGACGCAUGGCUGCACACCAUCGAAGAUGAAAGCCAAGAAGGGCGCAUGUGGCAUAUUCCAGGCCGCCAUGGUCGCCGACACCAACCUCGUCAUGGAGGUAGUCCUGAAAGAGCACAUGGACAUUUUUAAGGGGGUGAGCUCGCUUGUUGACGCGGGCGGUGCCCUUGGUGCCGCAGCCGCAGCAAUCGCAAAGGCCCUCCCACACGUCAAGUGCACCGUGCUAGACCUCCCACACGUGAUUGUUGGCGCACCUACCAGCCACGACGUCCAGUAUGUUGCUGGCGAUGUGUUUGAGUAUGUACCACCAGCCGACGCUAUCCUUCUCAAGACGAAGAUGCCGUCAAGGUACUACGGCGGUGCAAGGAAGCUAUACCAGCUGGAGGGAAGGUGA